CGCCCAAAGCAAGAGCCCCUGCUGGCAGAGCUGACUGCAGCCUGCGCGUGCGUCUAUCUCUAUUCCUGUAGAGCUGUGCAGAGAGAGAACAGUCUGCGUGCAUCUUUAUGGAUUUAACCAGACAGCAGCUCUCAGGCUUCCCUGCCAAUCUGCCAAUGCAUAUUCCAUCCGCUCUACUUCACGGCACACUGUUGCUGAGUGAUCGAUAGGUAAGAAGGCAGCAACUGAACCCUAUGAUUCGCUCGCGACGGCGACGCGCUGCCGCCCGGUCUCUCGUGCUGCUCCGACUCGUGCAAGCAUGCACGAGCUGCGGUAGGCUGGAGAUGAUCUCCGUUUGGCUGCUCGUUUUAAAGCUGCUGAGAGCCACAGCUGGUGUGAAAAGACCAAAUGGGAAUGAAAUAAAUGAAGGUAGGAGAGACUCUUUAAGCCAGCAACAAAAAGAGCAAGAAAACCUCCCUGAGGCCGUCUCCAUGGAGACCAGCCAGCUUUCAGAAAUGGCUGAUGUAAAAGACUAUAAAAUGGAUCUUGGGGAAGAAGAAGAGGCCAAAUACCACCACAGCGUGGAUGAUAAAGAGUGUUUUGAUGAACAUUUCUCCGACUGCCUGGACACUGAAAAGGGCAACUCCCCACUCGCAACUCGGCACAAAAGCAAUGACACAGCCAAUGAAUGUGAGGGCACAGAGGAAAGUAACGGAAGCGCAAACCAACAAGAGGGCAUGAUGAUAAAAGACACAGAGGAAGAGGAGUCAAAUCUUAAAGAAUCUGUGCUAUCUCCGGAGCCUGACACGGAUGCCCAAGCACAAGGCCAGCUGGUGGAGGAAGAAAACAACAUUACAUCCUCUUUUGAUGCAAAAGAGCCAGAGCACCAAGAACCACAGGAAGCUCCGAAAAUAGAACCAGAAUCUGUAUUGGAACAGCAAAUCAAGGAGCUGGCUGUUUCUGAUGCCUCUACCGAAUCCUGCCAUGAUAAUGAUAGAGAUGACCUGAGUGAUUGCUUGCAUGUGGAGAUGGCUAUUGUCUCGUCGGACAGCGAUGCUGAGGAGCAGUGGAAGACCAUGUUUUCUCCUGUUGUUGAUGAAGAUGAAUUUAAUGGCAUUUUGGAAUCAGAUACACUUGAUGUCAAUGAAGAGACACUUGAUGUCAACGAAGAGACAAACGACCAAAACCAUGCAAUGGAGGAUGAAAUUAAUAGCCAGUCCGAGAUUAAAGCUGAACCUGAUGAAGAUGAAGAUCCAACAGUGUUGACAGAAAGUGUUGACACUCUUGAGCAGCCGGAAUGUUCCACUGAAUGUGAGCUGGAAGACAUUUCCUAUAAGGACUCCAUACAUUACAGCAGUUUAUCCAAGAUCUCAGAGAAUGAUGUGGAUCCAAGUCAAAAUGUGAAACACAACCUGCAGCGCUUGUCUGCCUCGACCUCCGAGCUUGAUAAGAAGUUGCCUCAAGACUAUUGCGUGAUUCAGGAGAUGCAGAGCGAGAAUGUCAGCACAGAGCAUGUGGAUUUCAGGAUGGCUCGUAAGCAGUGGCAGAAAAUGGAGGAACAAUGCAAGGCCAAGGUCCAGCAAUCUACCAUAAAGCAAGGUGGACAGAGCAUCAUGUAUACACCCAUGCGCAACUUGGAGCGGACCAAGAGAGAUCCAGAUUCAGACAAUUUAAAUCUUGGUGACUACCAGUAUACCCAGUUUAGCCCGUGUUCAGAUGACUCAGGCCUGGAUGAUACAAGCUACCGGUCUCAUUAUGAUGAACCAGAAACUCCAGUCGAAAGGGAAAUCCGUGAGACUAUGGAGCGAGAGGAAUGUUUCAAACGAGAGAGGGCCAUGUCAAGGCCAUCAUCUAGUGAACCUGUGCAGAAUAAACCCAGACCAGUGACUCUGAUGAUGGCUAAGUCAAAUCCAGAGGAGAAUAAGAAGACAUAUAACACACGUGAGGACAGGUGCAGGUCACAAAGACCUUCCAGCACUAUACCACCAACCUUCUCUAUAACUGCUUCGCCAUCAUCAAAACCAACCUAUCAUGAAAUGGUGGCCAACAACGUCAUCAUCCUUGAGCCAGAUUCGCAUCCCACAAACCAGAGGCAAAGAGGGAAAAAUCUGCUUUCUCCAGUGACAAACAGGUUCCAUGAGUGGCCCUCAGACUCAAGCAACGUCAUCAUCCUGGAAACAUCUAAUCUCAUCAUCCGGAGUGCUUCCGAAUUCUGCCUGAGCAGUGCAUGCCAGGAUACCCAAGAGAGCACGUUCCACAACAAUCCCUUCUUCAAACUGCGAUCACACAGCACACUAUCUCUGGUGGACCAAGAGAUCAAAGAGGUGAAGCAGAGAGAUGAAGAAUUCAGGAGGCAGAGGGCGCAGUUGUACGCCAAAGAGAAGUAUGACACGAUUCUGGUGUCUCCCAACUCACUGCAGAAUUUCACCUAUGACAAGCCAGGAGGGUUGCCAGCGAAAUGUAAGUCCUCCCCUUCCUCCCCUUUAAAGGCACGCAAAAUGGACCGUUCCACUUUAUCCUGUGAUCAGAAGUUCCCCGAGGCACCUUAUACCAGAGUCCGAAGGAAAAGUGCCCUCAUUCAGAGAUGGGAAGCAGCGAUGUUGGCCAAUCAACAACAACAUAUGUGAACAACACUACACUGCCAAUCAAGAGUUUUUUAAACACCCUAUAUUUUAAUCUUUCUUCUAAUAUAAGUUUAAACAUGAGUUCAAGUUAAUAUUUAAAAAUUAGAUAUAGCUAUAUGUGAUCGCUCUAAUUAGGCACUUGUGGAACAUUAUAUUUUUAUUCCACAAUUGACAAUAGCUCCAUUUUAGUCAUUUAUCAUUUAGUCAUUUAUAUUUAACUCAGUUCACCUCCAAAGUAUAAUAAAAUAAUAAAGCUUUUUGGUGAAGCACUCAUUCAAUAUUUUCUUUAUAUAAAUGGAUUAUACAUUGGCUAUUUAAAAUUGAAUAGAACUGAUGUGCUAUGGAGGGAUGAUCAUUAAAGGGAUGAAGUUGCAGUGUAAUGGAUGUACUGUUUUAAAAAUAUCGAAGAUAUUUUCCUACUCUAUUUUCUCCUCAGUAGAUGUGUAAAUAUGGCAUGAAACACCAUUUAUAAUAUAAUUUACAAGACACUGCAUUCUGAAAUGAACAUAUAAAGAAGAAGAAAGACACACUAAUGACAAACAGAUUUUUAUGGUUCCAAUUUUAGCUCUUCCUUGAAUAAGACAUUUUAAUUUUUUAAUGAAUAAUAAUAAUAAUAUAAUCCUUAGGUUUUUGAUUUGCAUAUAGCCUAGUUAUUUGCACAAUGGUUUCACAUUUUUAAACCUAAAUUGAUAUUUAAUUUCAACAGAACAUAGAAGUAUAAGCCCAUGAACUUAGCAGACGAAACAAACCACAGACUAUCUGACAAACUCUCAGUGCAAGUUCUGUAGUGAUUUUAAGCCUUUUUUUGAGCUUCAUCUCAGUGUUCAAUAGAUUCAUUAGAUAUUAUUAAUAAUUGCACUUUUUGCACUGUUUUGCUUCGUGAAUAUUUUGCACACUGAUGCUCUCAGCAGUUAUUCUUGCUUGAUACAUAUUACAUCAUUUAUUCUUGUGAACAAAUUGUUACAGAGUCAGUAUAUAGUAUAUGCAUAUUGUAUAUGUUCAUUAUUGGUUGUUUGGCUUGUUGCAUUAUUGCAUUGCUUUAUUCUUUUCCCUUACAGUAUGUUUUCAACUUUCCUAUUGAUUUAUCCUUGAAAUAAAGAAAUAUGAAUUGCUAAAACUGA
This is a messenger RNA of Pangasianodon hypophthalmus (striped catfish), 3724 nucleotides long. Its product is annotated as probable serine/threonine-protein kinase kinX. Lineage: Eukaryota; Metazoa; Chordata; Actinopteri; Siluriformes; Pangasiidae. The record is from RefSeq and is a predicted model, not a curated record. Bases 234 to 2606 code for a protein of 790 amino acids. The transcript is spliced from 4 exons.